AUGAAAGAUAAUACUAAAAUUGAGGUUCUUGGUAGCACAGCGUAUGUGGUAUUUUAUUCCGAUUAUGAAGCGACGGAAGACGGAUUUACAGCAAAUUUUCAGGCUGUUUCUGCCCCGAAACCCCCGUCUAAAGGUAAGAACAGAAUUAUUCUUUCACUCUAAACACACUCUCGUUAACAUUUCCCAGUUAAACAUCAAAAUUUGAGUUGAAACUUUUUAAAAAAUUUUUUAUGUUAAUCGGAAUGUUUUAAAGUCAGUCAAAACCUUAUGUGUGGCAAACGGUUAACGUAGUAGAAUUUAUAGUAAAAUCCGGAUAAGCCCAUAGUAAACACGGCUAAGAAUCAUUUGAAUACGGCUAAGCAAUCUCAUACCAUGAAAAUUUGAUUCAGUCAAAAUGUGCUUUAAAAGUCUUUUGACCCAAAAUUUUUAAUUUUACUAUGUGUUUUGAACCUUUCUAAGAGCGUUUCUGAAGAAGAAUAUUUUUCGGUCAUGCCAAAAUUUAAUAAAUUUUUAAAGUCAAAAUUUGGUGGAAAGUUUCUAAGGAAUUCGAAGAUUUUCAAUUAUUUUUUUCAAUUUUUUCCCCGCAAUUCAUUCUUGGUGUCUAGGAGACUGUGAUUUUGAUAAUGGGCUAUGUAAAGAUUGGCGUAAUGACGUCACAGGAGAUUUUCAAUGGAGCCUUGGAUCAGGUAGCACACCAUCAUUGCUCACUGGACCUGAUGGUGAUCACUCUGGCAAAGGUACGUUUUGGCUUUCGAAAGAGCAUUUCAAUGCUGUCGCCAUGUUCCAGGCCAGUGCGCUUACGAUGCACUAUAUAUGCAAAUUGUGGUACAAAUACAAGGCUACAAUAUAUAAACGAAAAUAAUUAACACCAUUUUCUUCCUCUGAUCACUAGUUGCUGAAAGUUUACUUCAUUUUUUCCAAGGGCAAUACUUGUUCAUUGAGUCAUCACGACCCCGCAAGGAGGGUGACAAAGCACGGCUAGUCAGCACCAGUCUCCGAGAUGCGCGCUGUCUUACAUUUUACUACUACAUGUAUGGCUUGAUUGGGAUGGGAAGUCUGCGCGUGUAUCUCAGAGACAGUUCUGGCAAGAUCACAUCGCUCUGGGGUAGAUCGGGUGAUCAGGGACGGAAAUGGAAGAAAAUUCAGUUACCUUUGCCAGUUGAUGGCUCAACUACUUUUAAGGUACGGCUUUCUACCAAGCACCACAUGUUUACCUUUGGUUGUCUCUGACUGGACCUCCAGGGAGAAGAGUUUAGAAUUAAUAAAGCUAUCAGUAUAAAUAAAGAUAGUUUAGUUUAGGUUUCCUCCUGUAGUAACACUGGAUCAAUAAGAGAUGAUCCUUACUGGACCUCUAGGAAGAACAGUUCAGAACUGAUAGAGCUAUCCAGUAUAAACAAAGUUAGUUUAGCUUAGGUUUCCUCCACUAGUAACACUGGAUCAAUAAGAGAUGAAAUUCUUACCUUUAGUUUAGAAUUGAUAUACAUUCUUAGAAUUUUCGUAGGUACUAGCAUGAAUGAUUGUUUUUAAUAUUUUCUGUACGAAUAUAGAUCAUUUUUGAAGGAGUUGUCGGAAGAUCAGAUUACAGUGAUAUAGCCAUUGAUGAAAUUUCUUUUUCCAAACAGACUUGCAAAUCCAACGGUAAGAUGUUCCGGGGAAAAACAGCAGUUUUUUCCCAAUUGAUUACAGAAAAUAUAUUAAAACACGCGUGAAAAUGCCUCCUUUUUUAAAACACUUGCAGUCCGUACUUUAUCAAAUAUAAGAAAGUCGGCUGUCGCCUCGUGUUUACAUUCGUGUUUUAAAUCUUACUUAACAUAUUUUAAAUCAUUUAGAUUGCAGACGAGAGCUUCAAGGGCGCUUUGGACAAUUCGUGAGUCCAAAUUAUGCAAUAUUCCCCAACAAGUAUCCACACGACAAUCGUUGCGCAUGGAAGAUUACUGGACCCGCAGGAACAAAGAAGAUUGUCUUGAAAUUCCACAGUUUUGAUCUUGAAGAUGAUACUAAAUGCAGGUGAGAUUAUUCACGUCUAAACUAACUUUAUUUAAACUGGCUUUAUAUAUCAGUUCAGUUCAAAACUGUUCUCUUUAGAGAUCCAAUGAGGAUCAUAUCUUGUUGAUCCAGUGUUACUACAGGAGAAAACUUAAUCUAAACUUCAUUAAGUUCAUUUAUACUGGAUACCGGCUUUAUCAGUUCUAAACUGUUCUUGCUAGAGGUCCAGUAAGGGUCAUAUCUUAUUGAUCCAGUGUUACUACACGAGGAAACCCAAAUUAAACUAACUUUAUUUCUACUGGAUAACCCUAUCAGUUCUAAACUGUUCUUCCUAGAGGUCCAGUAAGGAUAAUGUCUUAUUAAUCCAGUGUUACUACAAGAGGAAACCUAUAGACUAAACUAACUUUAUCUAUACUGGAUAGCUCUGUCAGUUCUAAACUGUUCUUCCUAGAGGUCCAGCAUUAAAGGAUUAUCUCUUAUUGAUCCAGUGUUACUACAGGAGGAAACCUAAAAACUAAACUAACUUUAUUUAUACUAUAUCAUAUCUAAACUGUUCUAACACUUUAACAAUGUGCGUGUUUUACUAACCAUUAUUAAUUAAUGAAGCAGUUUCUCAGUUGAAGUUCAGUCAGAUUAUUUUGUUAAUACGAUUUUUUUCAACUCUUUUACAGCAAAGAUUUCAUUCGAAUAUCUGACAAGAACGACAAGCAAGUAGGACCACGCUAUUGUGGAUUGUAUAAUUGGGGAUUUGGAGUGAAGAUUAAUGGUGAUGUGGCCAACGUGCACUUCUCAUCGAACGCUUUGAUCGCAAGGAAAGGUUUUAAUGCUUCGUUUGAGGCCAUUUUGAUCGAAAGUAAAGGUAAUAAGAUAUAAUAAGAUAGAAGAGAUUACCUUUACUAGACAUUUCUAGGGAGAAUAAUCUAGAAAAAUAGAGCUGUUCAGUAUAAGUAAAGUUAGUUUAGUUUAGGUUUCCUCCUGUAGUAACACUGGAUCAAUAAGAAAUGAUCCUUACUGGACCUCUAUAGGGAGGACAGUUUAGAACUAAUAGAGCAAUCCAGUAUAAAGUUAGUUUAGCUUAGUUUUAUAUUAUCAAUCGUAAAACACGUUUACUUUCAACAUCUUCAUAGAUGACUGUGAUUUCGACAAUGGUCUGUGUUCUUGGGCAAAUUCGAAGAUGGAUGAUUUCGAUUGGACAAUAAAAUCAGGAAGGACUCCGAGUUACUUUACAGGACCGUCUGGCGAUUAUCUAGAAUUAGGUAAAUAUAGAAAACAGUUACACUUUUGCACGAAAAAUAUCCUUCUCAUCAAGAAACAUUCCAUAACCUUCACAAGUAAUGGAUCAGAAAAACACAAAAGAAAUUAUGAUAGUGAAGGAGCUUGUAUAUCUGAUACAAAGUCAUGUCGAUUUCCACAAUCACUAAGUUCAUAUUUUUUUACCAAAUAUCAUUCAUGUGUUUAAGAUUAUAUAUCUGAUACAACAUGAUUGCUCAUGCCUGUGUAUAAUACUUAUAUAUUCUCUCUGGCAAAAGGUAAAUAUGCGUAUAUCGAGUCAAGCUAUCGUCGAAAAGGUGAUCGAGCACAGCUCACCAGCAAGCUGAUGUCUGGUGCAAAAUGUAUGCAGUUUAUGUACAACAUGAACGGUAUUUACAUGGGAAGCAUUAACGUCGUUCAAGCUUAUGGCCAAAUAAGGAAGGUUUUGCUAAACAUCUCUGGGAAUCGUGAUCGUCCUUGGCACAAAGCAGUCGUAAAUAUCUCUGAUGUGGUGCUUCCAUAUAAGGUAGGAAACAUAGGCUACGUUUAUACUAUACCAGAUAGCUGGCCGUAGCGGCGCGAAAAAGCACCUAUCUGAUACGGAAUGUACAACUUUCAGAAGCUGAGCGAAACAACAUCUCUCCGUUGCAAUAAUUCCUCACAUCGCUACAGACAGCUAUCCGGUGCAUGCAGUGUAAAUCUAGUCACCAGUAUUUGCCUUACUGUAUAAUACAUGUAUUUUAUUCUAUUUUUUCUUCAUAAAGUAAUAACUCUUUUAGAUAAUCAUAGAAGGUGUGGUGGGCGAUGGUUUCACAAGCGAUGCAGCAAUAGAUGAAAUCUCAUUCACUUCGGGUCACUGUCCAAGCCAGACAUGUGGGGAUUACCUCACAGCACCGUAUGGUGUCAUUGAGAGUCCCAACUACCCUGGAUAUUAUCCUGACAAUGCUGUAUGUGAAUGGAAGAUUAAUCCCCUGCCGUAUUACGGCAACGUUGGUGUACUUUUUGAGAAAUUUGAUGUGGAAAAUUCAACUAGCUGCAGGUACUUAAGCUAGUUUUAUGGUAUACUGAAUAGCUCUAUCAGUUUUAAAACAUUUUCUCAAGGAAUCCAGCAUAAAUCUCACAACUUGUCAACAAGAUGUGUUCGCAACGGGCUUGUAGCAAGCUUGUCAACAAGUUGUAACAAUGCUGUUAUUUCAUCAAGUUGCUACAAGGCUGUCACUCACAACUUGUUGACAAAUUGUUGAAUUGCAGGAUGAUAACAAGUAUGUUAAGCUCAAUAACCUUGUAGCAAGUUGUCAACAAGCCGUUGAUCAACAAGCUGGGAAUAAGCAGUGCGAACACAUCCUGUUGACAAGCUGUUGCAACAAGUCUGCUGCACAUUUGUUACAACUUGUGCGUUUUUACGUGCAGAUGAAAUGCAUACGCAAUACUAUUCAACUUUUAACACAGUAUAAUAACACUCUUUUGUUUUUUGAACCUUUCAAUAUAUAAAUCUAAAGCAGAAAUCUUGAAACAGAAUACUUUUUGGACAUCAUUUAAUUAGGAAUGACAGUGUUCAGAUAUCAGAUGGCUACAAAACACAGGUUGGUGAGAAACUCUGCGGUUCUCUACAAGAUUUACAAAGCAAUUCAGUUCGCGUGAAAGGAGCUUCUGCGUACGUGAAAUUCACGUCGGAUUCUAUUGGAGCUAAGAGUGGUUUUAAGGCGACGUACAAAGCAUCUGGAAAGCGAGCAAGUAAGAUUCUCAAGCUCAUUAUUAGAUGAGGAAAACACUAUGACUGCAGUGCUAUCUAUAACAGCCUCACUUCAUCAUAUUUCUGUCUCCUCUACCACAGGUUGUGGAGGUCAGUUAUCAGGAGCUCAGGGGAAUUUUACAUCACCAAACUAUCCACGCCAUUAUCCAGUGAAUGAGGUAUAGUUACCUAGCUAGACAUACUGACAUUUCAUGGCAGAAAUUGGUUUUCAAAUACCAUAACUCCGUCAUUUAAAAAGCCACAACUGCAUUUUCAAAUGGCAGAACUCCGUUUUCAAAUGCCCAAACUCAGUUUUCAAAUGGCAGAACUCCGGCUUUUUAAAUAGCAAAACUCCCUUUUUAAAUAGCAGAAUUCCCUUUUCAAAUAGCUGAACUCCCUUUUCAAAUAGCAGAACUUCCUUUUCAAAUAGCAGAACUCCCUUUUCAAAUAGUAGAACUUGGUUUCCAAAUAGCAAAACUCCCUUUUCAAAUAGCAGAACUCCCUUUUUAAAUACCAAAACUCACUUUUCAAAUAGCAGAAUUCCUUUUUCAAAUAGCAGAAUUCCCCUUUUAAAUAGCAAAACUCCCUUUUCAAAUAGCAAAACUCCCUUUUCAAAUAGCAGAAUUCCCUUUUCAGAUAGCAAAACUCCCUUUUCAAAUAGCAGAAUUCCCUUUUCAAAUAGCAGACCUCCCUUUUAAAUAGCAAAACUCCCUUUUCAAAUAGCAAAACUCCCUUUUUAAAUAGCAGAACUUGGUUUUCAAAUAGCAGAACUUCCUUUUUAAAUAGCAAAACUCCCUUUUCGAAUAGCAGAACUCCCUUUUCAAAUAACAGAACUCCAUUUUUAAAUAGCAAAACUCCCUUUUCAAAUAGCAGAACUCCCUUUUCAAAUAGCAAAACUCCCUUUUCAAAUAGCAGAACUCCCUUUUCAAAUAGCAGAACUUGGUUUUCAAAUAGUAGGACUCCCUUUUUAAAUAGCAAAACUCCCUUUUCAAAUGGCAGAACUCCCUUUUUAAAUAGCAAAACUCCCUUUUCAAAUAUCAGAACUCCCUUUUCAAAUAGCAGUAUUCCCUUUUCAAAUAGCAGAACUCCCUUUUUAAAUAGCAAAACUCCCUUUUCAAAUAGCAGAACUCCCUUUUUAAAUAGCAAAACUCCCUUUUAAAUAGCAAAACUCCCUUUUCAAAUAGCAGAACUCCCUUUUUAAAUAGCAAAACUCCCUUUUCAAAUAGCAGAACUCCCUUUUUAAAUAGCAAAACUCCCUUUUAAAUAGCAAAACUCCCUUUUCAAAUAGCAGAACUCCCUUUUUAAAUAGCAAAACUCCCUUUUCAAAUAGCAGAACUCCCUUUUUAAAUAGCAAAACUCCCUUUUAAAUAGCAAAACUCCCUUUUCAAAUAGCAGAACUCCCUUUUUAAAUAGCAAAACUCCCUUUUCAAAUAGCAGAACUCCCUUUUUAAAUAGCAAAACUCCCUUUUAAAUAGCAAAACUCCCUUUUCAAAUAGCAGAACUCCCUUUUUAAAUAGCAAAACUCCCUUUUCAAAUAGCAGAACUCCCUUUUUAAAUAGCAAAACUCCCUUUUAAAUAGCAAAACUCCCUUUUCAAAUAGCAGAACUCCCUUUUUAAAUAGCAAAACUCCCUUUUCAAAUAGCAGAACUCCCUUUUUAAAUAGCAAAACUCCCUUUUAAAUAGCAAAACUCCCUUUUCAAAUAGCAGAACUCCCUUUUUAAAUAGCAAAACUCCCUUUUCAAAUAGCAGAACUCCCUUUUUAAAUAGCAAAACUCCCUUUUAAAUAGCAAAACUCCCUUUUCAAAUAGCAGAACUCCCUUUUUAAAUAGCAAAACUCCCUUUUCAAAUAGCAGAACUCCCUUUUUAAAUAGCAAAACUCCCUUUUAAAUAGCAAAACUCCCUUUUCAAAUAGCAGAACUCCCUUUUUAAAUAGCAAAACUCCCUUUUCAAAUAGCAGAACUCCCUUUUUAAAUAGCAAAACUCCCUUUUAAAUAGCAAAACUCCCUUUUCAAAUAGCAGAACUCCCUUUUUAAAUAGCAAAACUCCCUUUUCAAAUAGCAGAACUCCCUUUUUAAAUAGCAAAACUCCCUUUUAAAUAGCAAAACUCCCUUUUCAAAUAGCAGAACUCCCUUUUUAAAUAGCAAAACUCCCUUUUAAAUAGCAAAACUCCCUUUUAAAUAGCAAAACUCCCUUUUUAAAUAGCAGAACUCCCUUUUCAAGUAGCAGAACUUGGUUUUCAAACGCCAGAAUUCCGUUUUCAAAGUAUCCAGUAUAAAUAAAGUUGGUUCAGUUAAGGUUUCUCCUGUUGUAACACUGGGUUAAUAAGAGAUGAUCCUUACUGGAUAUCUAGGAAGAGCAGUUUAAUUAGAACUGAUAGAAUUAAAGCCAGCGAUUCAAUUGUCAUUAUAUAUGUUUUCAAUUUAGAUAUGUGACUGGGAGAUCACGGGUUCAGAUGCAAACCUUUGGCUUGAGAUAUCAUUCAAAGAUUUCAACAUUGACGACACAGUGGUGUGUUACUACAAUUACCUCAUUGUCUACGACAGUAUCCAUGGUAACGAGAUUGGUCGCUAUUGUGGACGUUAUGCGCCUGCGCCGAUCGUUAUUCCAAGUCAUGUGACCAACAUUAGAUUCGCCGCUUCGCAAUCCUCCAGAGGGUUUGUGGCCGAGUGGAAAAUGAUUUCCCCGAACGCUGGGGCAAA
Messenger RNA from Paramuricea clavata, 7668 nucleotides. NCBI's taxonomy places the organism in Eukaryota, Metazoa, Cnidaria, Anthozoa, Malacalcyonacea, Plexauridae. The record is from the annotation of a GenBank genome assembly.